CGACUCUCAACUGAGUUAUUUGUAUUCUGCUUUUAACGCGAGUUGGUUGUGUUUUUGUGGACGGAAGAAAUACAGAUCUUAAUUUUGCAAGCCAACUUUAUUCUUCUGAUUUUUUAUUUAGUACAUAAACUGAAUUCAACACAACGUCUGUUGUAUCGCGCAUCGUCGUUGGUAUACGUGUGUAUUUGUGUGUCUGCUACUGCUGCCCGUCCCCAUUUAUUGUAGUGACAAAAACAACAACAAAAUUGAAGAGAAAUUAAUGAAUAAAAAAAAAAAAACGAGAAUACAAAGAAAUAAAUUAAAUUAUUAAAGAAGAAAUAAAAGCAAGGAAGAAACGAAAAGCUGCAAAUAAAUGUUAAUUACUAAAUGCAAAUACAAGUAUUUGUGAAAUAAAGAAAGAAAAAAUAAUUUUAAACAAAGAAGAAAAGAAUUUCAAAGUUGAAACCAGAUAUUCCAAGCAGACAGCGUAAUAGGAAACGAGAAAAAAUAAACGAAACUGCUGUGUGGAAAUUUUUAUUAUUACAGAAGAGUACUAUAAAAAUUAUUUUUAAAGAUUGUCUGUGCUGCACAGAACAACACAAAGCGCAAGAAAGAGGAAGAGAAAACCUGAAAAAGAACGGAAUAAACCAGCAGAAGAUAAAGGGUUUUAUGAAAACAGCAACAACAACAACCGAAGCAACAUAACCCAGAGAAUUAACCUUACACACACAUAUAAAUUACGGAAAUAAUUAACGCAACUACUAGAAAGAAAAAAAAGAAAAUCUCAACGAUCAUCAUCCGCAAAUUAAAAAAGGAGAAAACCCCUAAAGGUGUAGGAGUAUAGAACUAUAUACUUGGGAAUUAUUUGUUGCGUGACAUUUUGGGAAAAAGAAAAACAAACGACGUUUCAGCUUUAACCUACAUCAUUAUCAUCGUCCAUUGUCAUCAUUGAACCACAAAGUCGUCUUAGUAUUUGAUAAAGAAAUACAGUUUGAAAAACGUAGCAGCAACUACAAUAUAGGAGCGCCCCCCCAAGCAGUAGUACACGCAGAUAUUGUUUCCACUUACCGUCAACGGGACAUGUCAUGUCAGCAAGCAUCAAGAUUCAUAGCAACAAACUGCAACUCUACCAUUGCCGCCAACAGCGCCAACAACAAACAACAACAACCACAGUUCACUUCAACAACUAACAUUAACACAACCAGCAACAAUAUAACAAGAAUUGUUGCAGCCGAAGAUCCGUAUGUGUUCACAGAAUCAGUGCCAACCACACCACCCAUAUUAUUUAAUACUCAGAAGUCUCGUUCCCGGUUAAGUGAAAUAAUCGGUGGAACCACAAUCAGCUUAGCUAACGUACAACAACAGCAAAUAACAACAACACAAACCAAUGGCAAGUUAGCAGCUAUCAAGACGCAGGCGUCUUAUGAUAAAAAAUCAUCAACAACAUCUCCCAAUUCUCUAAGUAGUUCUCUUAAAAAUGUAACAACGCAAUCUCUGGCCAACGGCAAGGCAGCGACGACAACAACAACAACAACCCACAACAAAAAAGUUACAAACGUCUGCAUUGUAAGGCCACAAUUGCAACAACAGCAACAACAACCACAUCAUGUGAUUAACUCCUCUUGCUCGGGGUUAGAGGAAGACUUGAAAUCUAUAUCACCGCCACCGUUAUAUACACCGCCAACACCCUCAUUAUGGCAAACACCGCUCCUAAUAGAAGCUGCGCCUGCGGCGGCAGUGCCAACUCCACCAGCCACGCCUGCAUCAACACAGAACAGUGCAUUGUCACCAAGUGGUGGGAAUAUGGUUGGCCUAAGCACAAGUAUCGGCGGGGGAUGCAACACCUCCACAACGGCGGUUAUGGCCAAAGUAGCUCCCAUUGUGGUGCAACCAACACCUACAACAGCUCCUUUGGCGGCCUCAUGUUUGCCACCAUCGAAAUUCCACAACCACACAAUGGCCCAACAUUUGCAAAAGCUAGAAUGUUUGAAGAAACCAAAAAAGUCUGUACAACCAAUGGCAUCACCGCCAACCCCACCGUCUCAUCCCUUUGGGGAGGAUUUGUUGAAGAGCAAAGCCCUCGCCUGUUUCCCCUCCUCCGUGGAGCCGUUGGUGGUUGAUAGUGACAACAUGAAGUCUGGCAAACAUUCCGAUAGUGAAGAAUUGAAUGAAAUUCCGGUUAAUGUUAUCUUUCGCAUGGCCUUAAUGCCCCAGCAACAAGAGCAGCAAGAGCAGAGUCAGAAUGAUAACCCGUGUAAAAAACAAAAUAAAAUCACAACACCCGCCGCCGCCAAUAACAGAUUAACCUCUUCAUUGUCAACAACAAUAACAACGAGCACGACGACAUCGUCAUCAUCAUCACCGACACCACCUCCUCAAAAUAAAAUGAAUCGGAAUCGUUUAGCCACAGCAUCAAAUACACCCGCCUCGAGAAUUCAUUACACAGAACAGCAACAACAAAUCAUUACGUCUUCCAAACAGCAGCCGCCUCAACAGCAUCGACACCAACAACAGUCGACAAAAUUGCAGCAACAGCAGCAGCGACGAGUGAGAGUGACGCAAGACUGUGUCUUAGAAAACUCACAUGAAGCUAAUGAAACCGAAACUUUGGAAAAGUCCAUUCCAACUUGUAGACCACAACAACCAACAACAUUGUCAAAAUCAAAAAUUUCGAAUACAAAAUCCCCCAACAAUGCCCGCAAAUCUAGUACUGUUCACCAGUCGCAACAUUUGGAUAAUUACCCCAGCGGUUGCUCUACCAACUCGAAAGGUGCCGUAGCCAUUGUUAGAUUAUCUCACCAUCCCAAUGAAGAUCCCGCUGCUAUGGAUAUAUCUCAUUUGGCCACAGCAACUGGUUUGCCCUAUUGUAUACAGCAUUAUUGGUUUAACUCCUAUGAAUUUCGUAAACCUUCAGUGGCGGCGGUGUCGGGCAAGAAAAUAAGUCGUUCUGCCUUGAGGGAGGAACGCAUAGCAUGCUACCGACAACAACUACAUCGCCAGGCUAUACAAAUGCUUUCUACAAGAUCUCUACAGAAAAUACCCUUGGCGGCAGCCCGUCGACGUCUCAUGUGUGUUGAUCGUUUGCUGAGAAAGUACUACAAACAAAAUGAAAAGGGACUGCCCGCCAAUGUCAAGCCUUGCGCUUUCGCAGGCUGUGAUGGUCAAGCUUUGGAGAUGGCUACACACUGCCAAAAACAUAUCGUCUUGAGUGCUGGCAAGGAGCUAUUCUUUCCUUGUACUGCUAAAUUUGCCGAUAACACACAAUGUCGAGUACCAGUAUUUGAUAUAACACAUGAUUUGCCACUGUGUCUGGAGCAUGCCAGGAAACGUGAUGCAUAUAAUCGUCUGUUAUAUGAGCAGAAACCACGUAAACUCACAGCAACACCCACAUCGGCAUCCAUUGUUUUGCAUAAAAAUGUCACACAUAAAACUGCUACAAUUUCAUUGGGAAAACAGAGCAGCAACAAACAACAACGACCGCCCUCCUCCACAACUGUUGUGAACAUUGGCAAUCAACAGCAGCAAACACCAAUACGUAAAAGAAAGCAAACUGGUAACCCAGUUGGUAGACCACAAAAGCGUCCAAAGAAACUGCAAGAUGCAUCUACAUUGUCAUCGGCGACAACAGCAAAUGCUGUGUCCAAUGUCAUGCAAACAGCAUUGUCAACGAAUCAGUUGCUGCCACGUUUACCCUCAACGGGUUUGCGUCGCAAGGGCAGUACCACAUCAUUAGAAUCCAUAGCCAGCAAUUCGCAGCAUUCAACAACGUCCAACACCUCGCAACCACCACAAUCAACACAACAGCUCUAUUCCAUGACCAGCAAUAGCAGCAACACCUCAUUCUCAAAUCAACAGCAAGCUUUGGUAAACACAUUGCCACCACCAGCUCUAGCUCCACUUAGUACUGGCGGUUUUAUGGCCAAUAACAGUUUACCACAACAUUUGUUUAGUUUUGGACAUGACACCACUUCAAAUGGUCAAAUAAAUAAACAUUCCUCUUUGGUCAAUAAUAUAAACAACAACAAUAACAACAAUAGCAGCACAUCCGCCAUUUCACCAACAACAGAAUUCAAGGAUUUCAUAUCCAGUUUGACUAGUUUUACAUCUGCCCAACUGCAUAAACCAUCUACAACCAAUUCCGCUUUACAAACAUCUUCACUUUUGGAAUCAACCGAUCCUAUGACCAUUAAUACAAAUUCCAAUUCUAAUUUUACUUCUUCGGGUAUGGGUUCAACCACAUCAUUGCCCACCGCUGCAGAUGAUUUCCUCAGCAUAUGUGAGAAUAGUUCAGCCAGUUCUGUCGACACUGGUUUAGGAGGUUUAAGUGAUCCCGAAUUGAUGUUAGGCGGUCCCGAUGGUGAUGAUAUACCUUUGGGCGAUACACAUUUGCUGGAAGAGAACGAUUUGGCAAAUGUUUUGAAUUCUUUGCCAGAGGAUGCAUUUAAGGAGUUGUUUGCAACAGUCCAUCAAGAUGAAAGUGAUGAAAUUGAACGAGCCAUUGAACUUGCCGACAAACAUCUGAAAACUUUACAACAAACCAUUGGCUCCGAAUUGGGAGAUUUUCUUGAUUUUAGCGAUGAUAUGUUGAUGGAUAAUGGCGAUAUAUGUAAUACAGAGGGUGUGACUGCUGUACCUAAUGGUAUUCUGGAUACUGCAUCUUUGUUUGCAGGAACUAAUGUAGUUGGUGGUGGUUUACCAAUUGGUAGUGGCGGUGUCGGUGGAAGUGUAGUACUGGGUGGUGUUGGAGGAUCAACCACCUCUGUGAACGAUAUCAGAGGUUUAGUGCAAACGUAAACAAGAAAUGCCAACAACAUACAACAAAACUUUGGAUAUAAUUGUUGUUGUGUAUGAGGAUUUGCCCGGCACCGAUGAGGUUAGAAAGAUUUCUAACAUAUUCUUUUUUAUAAGUAUACAAAAUAAAAAGUUAAUUUUAAAUUGUAUUCGAAUUAAUUUUAAUUUUUUCUCCUUCUAAGAAAUUUAAAUUAUAUAUUUAGGAAUAACACUAUGGCCUUUUUCAAAUGUAAUUUAAAGAAUUUUAGACUUUUUUAGAAAUGUCAAAUGAAAGUUUUUAAAUUAGAUGGCGAUAUAAAUGCCGAAAACAAUUGUAAAAUUCAGAAUUUCAAAAAUUGAAAAUUAAGAUUUAAUAAAAAAGUGUGUGGAAACUGCAUAAAGUUCUUUGAAUUACAUUGGAACAUGCUAUCGUAUUUUGUUCUAAGCCGAUUAUAAUAUAAAAUAAAACAAAAAUAACAAAAUGUGAAAAUGUGUGUAUUUGCUUGUUUCUAAAGCAAAAAAGAACAAGAAACUAAACAAACAAAAAAAGAAAAAAAAAAAAAAACAAAAUUAUUGUAAAAUAUGUAUUUUUCUGUUCAAAACGCUUAUUUUUCAAUAUUUUUUAAUAUUUGUAAUUAUUAUGUUAAUUUUUAUAAUUUAUAAGAAAUCUUAAUGUUUGAAAACUAAAAUGAACUUUAAGGCUUGAAUGUAAAACAAAACAAAAAAUUAUAUAUCAAAAACAAACCAUUUUUUAUUUGUAAACAAUUGAAAUUAAAUCAUUUUAUAAAAAUAUAUUUAAAAAUUCAUUACUUUUAAAUUUUUGAAUUUUAAGAACAAAAUUUAGGCUUUGCUCAAAAACAUACGUUAUUUUUUAUUAUUUUAAAUAUUCUUUUUUUAGAUUUCUAAAAAAAUAUUUCAAAUUAAAACUUAAAAAAACUGAAAAGGCUAUUUAACAUUAAAAACAAGAAAAACAAUACACAACAAAAAAUAUUCCAACAUUAAUAACAACAAAUAAACAACAAUGAAAUAUGUAUUAAAAAUUACUAAAUACAAAAAGUUUUUAAAACUUGUCAAAAAAAAAUAAUUUUUUAACAUUACAAAAUUAAAUUUUAGAAUUUGAUUUUCGAAACAUCAUGAGGUUUGGUAUGUUUUUUUGAUUUUUCCACAAAAAUUCCCUGAUCAGAUUCAUUUUCAACAUAAACACCAAACCAUUUACAAAAAUCAUAAAUUUUAUUUUUAUUUUUCUUUUAAUGUAACGUUUUUUUUUAUUUCGUAAUAACAAAAGUAGUAGUUGUAGUAUAAAUUUUACUACUUAUCAACCACACUAUUUACAAGGGAUUUAUAUUAAAUAUUUUUUCGUAUUAUAAAAAGAAAAUUAUUUAAAAUUAAAUAUGUUUAGAUUAUAAUUUUUUGUCAAACACCGCUUAUUGUAUUAAUUGGAUUCAAUCUAAUUAAAUUUAUUGAAAAAAAGAAACGAAAAUAUAUUUUAUUCCUAGGAAACACUUUUAGUUUAAA
This is a messenger RNA of Musca domestica (house fly), 6264 nucleotides long. RefSeq lists its product as uncharacterized. NCBI's taxonomy places the organism in Eukaryota, Metazoa, Arthropoda, Insecta, Diptera, Muscidae. The transcript is spliced from 6 exons. The coding region runs from base 1060 to 4773 and encodes 1237 amino acids. The record is from RefSeq and is a predicted model, not a curated record. Gene Ontology annotation, cellular component: nucleus.